Penaeus chinensis is the source of this 5569-nucleotide messenger RNA. It is a transcript of the gene Snx16, whose product is annotated as sorting nexin-16-like. The coding region runs from base 369 to 1886 and encodes 505 amino acids. Gene Ontology annotation, biological process: endosome to lysosome transport; early endosome to late endosome transport; protein targeting to lysosome. Gene Ontology annotation, molecular function: phosphatidylinositol binding. The record is from RefSeq and is a predicted model, not a curated record. The transcript has 12 exons. Gene Ontology annotation, cellular component: early endosome; late endosome; extrinsic component of endosome membrane. Lineage: Eukaryota; Metazoa; Arthropoda; Malacostraca; Decapoda; Penaeidae.
CUUGCCUGCGCCAGUCGGCCUGUCCGAGCGCGUCCGUGUGUAUCCUGUCUGAAACCUCCCGCGCCUGGCAACCUGUGGGUGGGUUAGUUUUUCUCGGCAGUGAAGUCUCUCGGAAGGAUUCACUGCCUGCGGUUAUUGCAGUGGCGUGUCGCUUGUGACAUCCCCGUGAAACUAAGGACCGAGGUUUUAUGAACAAUAUGUGAUUGUAUGAUGAGUGAUAAGCUCCGUGACGUUACUAAAUCUAAACAAAACGACUCAUGACUUCACCACGUGGAUGAACAAGCGUCACUAAUCGAGAUAAGAGAAAAAAAGGAAGCCAAAAUAGCAUCUGUGUCUUCAGCAAGCUGGAUAAACUAAGUCACAUCACCAUGAGGGAUAAAUGGGAUUACGUCCUUACUCACAGCCUGCCUCCCAUUCAAGAAGACAUGUCCGUGGAACUGGCCUCUUACGGCUCAGAAAUACAAGGACCGGUGUUCGAGACUAGGAGUGGCAGAAUAGUCGAGUGGGAUGAGUGGGUGAUUAUCUUAGAGGACCAUACAUUCUCCAAAAAGGCAAGAAACCCAGUCUCCCUCGACAUGGCACAACGUGUAGCAAUAUCACGGGGAAUGGCAGCUUCGAGAGACGCAUCUCCUGCAGCUUCGCGAUGCAAUUCUCGCUUUACCACACCCAAGAAUUCACAGCCUCCCUCAAGAUAUGCAUCAAAGGAACUGAUUUCAUCAGGCAAUUUAGGCAACAGGAUCAGCAAUGGGCAUGAGGAGGUAGCAGUGCAACAUGCAUUAGACAACCAGACAAUUGCAGAUCCUGGGAUGAUGAAUGGCAAUAGGAGCUCCAAUUUGCUUUCUCCAGUUCAAGGUGGACAGCAUAGCAGAGGAUGGUACAGCUCUAAUAGUAACUUAACCUCAUCAGAUUCUACUCCUAGUUCUGAUCAAAACACAGACCCAGGUCAGGGCAUGGAUUCUUCCCCAGUAGCAGGGCCUCUGGAUGCACUUGGAUUCUCAGAAGAUGAAGACAACAGGAACACGUGCUUGUAUCGCAUGCCGAUUGUUGGUUACGAGGUCCUUGAAGAACGGUCUAGAUUUACGGUGUUCAAGAUACAAGUCCUUCAUCAGCCAACCGGUGACCAGUGGUUUGUCUUCCGGCGGUACACAGACUUUGUGCGUCUGAACAAGAAGCUGAAGUUGGAGUUCCCAGGCCUACGCUUUUCACUCCCACCUAAGAAAUGGUUUGGUGAUAACUUUGACCCAAUAUUCUUGGAAGAUAGGCAGUUGGGCUUACAAGCUUUUAUUGACAAUAUAAUUGGGCAUGCUAGAAUCCGAGAAAAGAAGUGCGUUCGUGACUUCUUUUGCCUUGAUGAUCCUCCAGGUGCUCAUGACACUUUAGAGGAGAGUCGGGCCAUGUGUCAGAGUCUGGAAGAAAAUGUUUCAUAUUUGCAAGAACAGCUCCGUGAAAAGGACAGUGAGAUUGCAAUUCUCCGAUCUCAAGUCAACUUCCUCAUGGCACAGCAGCAAACUCUUGUAAAAGCUCUAAGGUUAGAGUGUGAGUUGCAAAGUACAAAUGACCAUAGCCCAGGCUCCACACAUGAGCUAAAUUUAGCUCUCCUUAAUAUAUGUGAGAAGAGUAUCAAUGGAGGCUUCAGUAAUUCAAAUCUUUUAUCACCUGCAAGAAAUAGCGAGGGCAUGCCAUCUGGGGGCAGCACACCAGUCCAUAUGUUGAGCAAAGCCAGGAGUACCCCAGCUGUCACCUCACCUCUUACAAGAACACUAGAGAAGGCUUUUGUCACAGGCCCAGAGUCUCAGUCCAGCUUAACCUCAGUCAUCCAAGUCACACAGGAGGGAAUAAAUGACAGCUCUGGAGAAAGACCAGCUGAUGUGUCCCAGGAGAGGUGAUGAGGAGCAAGAAACCACUUCACCCACUGGUCUCGAGAUUGUGUAUUAGCUACAGGGUUCGAUUACCAAUGUGUUUUUUUUUCAUAUUUUUUCCUCAGUGGAGGGAAGAUAUUCUUUUUAAGAAGCUUCAGUCAAACGGAUAUAAUAAUUAUGUAGUGAAAAACUGAUUAAAGUUAAUGCUAUGAGUUUAUGAUUUAGCUUAAGAGUUUAUUUCCCAGUGUCAACAAAAGCUUUAAUAAGAUUAAAACUUUAAUAAGAUCAAUGAGGGUCUUGAAAACCUUUGCUUUCUUUGUAUUAUAAAAUGCCUUAAUGACCCAUAUUGUUGAAGAAAAGUUAAUAGUGUAUUACUAUCUUCUAUUUAUAGUGUACUACAUGGGAGAUCAUUCAUUUGUCUGUGAUACUAAUAAAUCUGAUGUUAUUUGUACCAUUUAUAUGCAUUAAAACAAUUUGUAUAUUGGUUAUAUACCAUUAUAUUUUCAGUUAGUUUUGGUUUCAAAAUAAAUUUUGGUGUGAAUAGUUAUAAUUUGUUCCAUAAUUGGUGUGAAUCUAUGAUGUUUACCUUUGUGGAAUUGGUUUUCUGAUUUAGAUCUGAUAUGACCUGAUUCUUUCAUUUUAUUUUGAACAAGCACAAAAUGCUAUUGAACCCACCGCAGCGUGCCAUAUGGAGAGGAAAGACAGGAGAAUAUUGAGUGGUAUAUACAUUUUUGUGAGGCUUCUUUGUGAACCUAGUCUGUGAGGAGUAAUAUGCAUUUUGCUUUGAGCAUUCAUUGUGUAUACAUUUACAGGAGUAUUUGAAUAUCACAGUUAUGCACUUUUGCACAUGUUCAUGCAUAUACAUAUAUGUGUGUGCAACCAUUCACAUUCACAUGUUCACAUCUAUAGAUAUAUGCAUGCAAAAGUUCAUCUGCAAACGUGAAUGCAUAAGCAGAUUUGCACACGUAUAUGCACCCCCCCCCCCCCCACGCACACACGCACACAUGCACUAACACACACAUGCUCACAAACACACAAAUAUCAAUACACCCACACAGUCUCACACUCAUACAAACACACAUGUCAGUACAAAAGAUGAGAAUGUUUUACACAUAAAUGUAUUUACUCUUGUAAGGUUGUAUAUGGUUCUGUGAGAUGAUGGUUCUGAAAAUUUGAAUUAUUUUUAUAUUUUAUGGUAAUUUGAGGAAUUUGGUACAGUUAUAAAUUACAAUUUCCAUAAGUUUCAACGGAAUAAAAUCUAAUUUAGUAAUUGCUUUGAUGUUAUUUUCAUUUUUUCUCUUUGUUAUCUGAAACAGUAACAGACACAACAAUAGCUCUCGUAAAUGAGGAAAUUAAUCAUGUCUUUAUUUUACUUGCAUGUCCUUUAUCUUAGGUAAGGAAUAUUUGCUUUCUGUGUGCAUAUUUUAUGUGCACUUCUUAAGAAGUUCAUUUUGCAAUAACAGUUUUUGUGCUUUUUUGAUAUUUCUUUGUUUAAUCUGAACAUUCAGUGUUAGUUUAUGUAUUAGCACUUUUUUCUAGUUGUUAACUAGAACUUUAGGGCCAGAUCUUUAAUGAGUUAGGCAAUUAAUGGUCUCAUAUAGCUUCAGAUUUUCUACAUAUGCUUUAAAAUAGACCAUUUUACACAAGUGGCAGCAUUUUCUCAAUUUUUAAUCUUUACUUCUUUGACCUCUCUUCUUGCCUGGAUCUUUACUCCUUUCUCCCUCUCUACUUUUUUCUUAUUCUCUCUCUUUACACCUCUGUAUCUCGAGUAUUAAUGUGGACAACUAGCCAUAAUGAUAUUUAGAUGUGUGUACUUGAUAAUUGCAAUGAAAGAAAAGACUUCUCCUCUCUUGAUAUCAAGAGAUGUAUGAUUGGUCAUUGUCAUGCAAUUCUGUAGCUUAGUUUAGCAUUAUCCUCAUGUUAUUGUGCUUUUCUAAUAUGGUUAUAAUCUGUACCACUUAUUUAUUAGAUGUAUUAGAACCGUAUGUUGUAUGAUAAUGGAGGGUAUUAGAAAUUGAAAGUACCUAAUGAAUCAUAACCAUAGAGAUACAAAUUGUAUCACUGUUGCCUUUUCAUGUGCCUUGCGAAACUAAGGUUGUCCCCUGUAUGUUUUCUCCAAGCCUUACUUUUGAUUCUAAACAGUCCAUCCAUUUUUAUAUAGCACAAAUGUACUUGGUUGUAUUGGGUAUGUCAGUCGUUCAUAUUAUUAACGGUGUCAUUUGUUUCUUCUGAAGUAAAGCUAUAGAUAUUGAGGAUUAAUGCUGAAUAUCUUCAAGGGAGAUGUAUGCAGCAGCUAGAUUAUAUGUUUGUAUCUGAUAUCUAGAAAUCUUCAUGAUGAAUAGUAAUCUUUUUGUACGAUUUUGUUUUUUAUAGGGGUCUAGUCAAGACAAAUUUUGUAUUAUUAGGUUUCUUGGAAUUCAGAGUAUUGAUCUGUGCUGAAAUAUUUGACUUGUUUUACUGAAGAAUUCUAAUGUAAUAUCCAUUCUUUUGGGGGGUGAAAUAUUUUUUAAUGGAUAUUUUAUGGUCUUUUUGUUGCUCAAGACAUCAUUUCUUCUUAGUUCGGAAUUUUGUUGGAUCAUUCUUGAAAAAUGUUACUUUUACUAUUUUAUGUUAAGGUUUGUCUGGCAGAGAAAUUGCUGUCAGUUAAUGAUGUGGUGCUUUAUUUAUGAAAUUUUGUAUGAUGGAUGAAAUUCCUUUAAAUGUUUUGAUUUUAGAUUUACACAAAAGGUUUAGAUUAUAGGGAACAGAAGAAAAUUUGUAAAUAUGAUAUUUUUAUGAUUUCAGGAAAGAUACAGAUAUUUGCUAUAAUUUCAGACAAUAUACAGAUAUAGAUAUUUAUGAUUUUAGACAAUAUACAGAAAAUUGUUUAUGUAUCAUAGAUAGAUAGUUGCCGGUAUCAGGGUAGAUAUGACAGCUUACUUAAUAAAGAUACCAAAAAUUACAAAGCCAAAUUAUAUGUUUCACAAGUUUUUGCUUAGGUAUGCUAGUAGCACAGAUAACACAAUACUAAAGUAAUUAUAUUAGGAUUUUAUGAAGCCAGUGAUAUUGAGACCUCAGAUUUUCAGGUUGUAAGAAUGAGUGAUAUUUUGAUUUUGGAAAUAAUAUAUGUUUCUUUCUGGUUAUUAGAGAAGAAAUUAAGAAUUGCAACUCCACUCACUCACUGUUACAACUGGGUUAUUGGGGGAAAAUUAGUAGGAAUUAGAAAUUAGAUUUGAAGAUUUAUUUUUACAAACUUUUUUUUUUUCUUUUUAUCCAUAGAAUCUCAGGUACAGAUGAUACAGUUGCCAGUUACUAAUGUGUUGUAAGUGUUAUCUUUAUAGGAUACAUAUUAUUAUCCUAAUAGAAUCUAUAUUACAGUUCUUCGUUUGUUGAUUAUUGUGAAUGGCCUGAAUUUUGUAUAUACUGUUAUGUAUUCCUUGUUUACAGUGGUUGUUAAAGCACAAUCAAAUUUCUCUGGAAUUUAAAUGUGCUUCCUUUCUUGAUUAUGAAACAUAUCUUGCUAUGUUUAUGGAAGUUGAAAUGUGAGAUUAUAGUGUUUAAAAAAAAAAAAAAGGUUGGCCCUAUGUUUAGGCAGAUUCUCAACAGUUUUUUCUUGGAAUGACAGCAGCUGCGAGGACUGUUGGUACGACUGUGUUGAGUAUAGCUUGCAAAUGUUUUGUUACUUGUUGAUAAAUUGUUUGUUAAUGAAAUAAUUAUAACGUGAAGCUUUA